Molecule: messenger RNA, 444 nt
Organism: Plasmodium coatneyi
Lineage: Eukaryota; Apicomplexa; Aconoidasida; Haemosporida; Plasmodiidae
Exons: 1
Coding region: 1-444 (147 amino acids)
Source: RefSeq, a predicted model, not a curated record
AUGGGUCUUAAAAAGUGCGUCGUUUUCUUUGCCCUUUUUAACCUCAUCUCAUAUGUAAAGAAAGAGGGCAACGACUCAUGCCUGUGUGAGCCAAUACCAAUUCCUAUGCUGCAACCCGAACCUGAACCCGAACCCGAUUACAUGGAUGAGCUCUUACCUACGCUAGAACCAGAAGCACAACCACAAGCAACCCCCGAUGACGGAAAUACAAACAACAAUAACUUUAAUUUUGGAAAUGGAAAUUUCAAUGGAGGAAAUGAUGAUGAUGACGACGACGAUGACAACGAUGAUGACGAUGAUGAAAUAAUUGAUAACUCCAACGAUGACAAUAAUGAUGACGAGGAGGUCAACAAUGGCGACGACGACGAUGAUGAUGAUGACGAAGAAAUUAACGAAAAUGUGAUUAAAAAUUCUCAAAAAAAAAGAAAAAGAAAUAAUUUGUAG